Larimichthys crocea (large yellow croaker) is the source of this 4971-nucleotide messenger RNA. RefSeq names its product kinesin family member 16Bb (gene kif16bb). The record is from RefSeq and is a predicted model, not a curated record. The transcript is spliced from 20 exons. Gene Ontology annotation, biological process: microtubule-based movement. Lineage: Eukaryota; Metazoa; Chordata; Actinopteri; Sciaenidae. Bases 218 to 4447 code for a protein of 1409 amino acids. Gene Ontology annotation, molecular function: ATP binding; microtubule motor activity; microtubule binding.
CCCCAGGUGUGGUAAUUAGGUGUGAAAAACGCUGCAUUGAUGUUCACGCGGAUGGCAGACUUUUCUUUCAAAGACGGAGAAAACAGGAGAACAAGUGGCUGCUGGAUGUGUGCUGUCUGAUUUUGAUUAACAAUGGCUUCAGUGCGAGUAGCGGUCCGAGUCCGUCCAUUGAACAGAAGGCAGAGAAAAGCAGUUAUCAUCGAAGGUGAUCAUUCAUAUGAUGGGGAACACCACGUCUAUUCAUAAGCCUUCACCAGUCCGAGGGGAUGAGCUGAAGGACAGAGGGAAGACCUUUUCUUAUGACUUCUCAUAUGAUUCAACUGACAGAGGAAGCCCCACAUUUGCAUCCCAGGAGAGGAUUUUUCAUGACUUGGGGUCUGAUGUCCUGAAAGCUGCAUUUGAGGGUUUAAAUGCCUGCGUGUUUGCCUAUGGCCAAACCGGCUCAGGGAAAUCUCACACCAUGAUGGGUCACACAGACGAUAAAGGUUUAAUUCCACGGAUCUGUGAAGGCUUGUUCUGCGAGAUAUCUCAUCGAAGCAGGAAUGAUACCGUGUCGUUCUGUACAGAGGUCAGCUAUUUGGAGAUCUAUAAUGAACGUGUGCAGGACCUUCUCAAUAAGGGCACUGCAUCCACAGAUGGUGGAGGCUUAAGGGUGAGAGAACACCCCAGAGACGGAACCUAUGUAGAGAAUCUGUCCAAACAUUCGGUACACAAGCACAGUGACAUGGAGGAUCUGAUCAUUCUCGGCAAUGCCAACCGCACCACAGCCAGCACAGGCAUGAAUAGCUCCAGCAGCCGCUCCCAUGCCAUCUUCACCAUCCGCUUCACCCAGGCGUGGUUUGAUGCCGAGUUGCCACAUGAGACGCUGAGUAAGAUCCACCUCGUAGACCUGGCAGGUAGUGAGAGAGCGGAUGCCACACACACCACAGGCGGCAGGCUGAAGGAAGGUGCAAACAUCAACAAAUCCCUGGUUACCCUGGGCAGUGUGAUCUCAGCUUUGGCUGACCUAAGCGUGGGAGGACAGUUAACAAAAAAGAAGAAACAGAUCUUCAUUCCUUACAGAGACUCUGUGCUGACAUGGCUACUAAAAGACAGCCUGGGUGGAAACUCUAUCACUACUAUGAUAGCAACCAUUUCCCCUGCUGAUGUGAACUACAACGAGACACUGAGCACUUUGCGCUAUGCCAGCCGAGCUAAAAACAUCGUGAACUCUCCCACUGUAAAUGAAGACGGCAGCGUGAAGGUGAUCAGAGAGCUGCAGGCAGAGGUUACCAGGCUCCGAAGGCUGCUAGAAGAAGCCAAUCAGGUUUACUGUGAGGAGGUGUCUUCCUCUGUGGAUGUAGAGGAGGAGCUGCAUCAGAAUGAGGAAAAGGUUCUAGUACUGACCAAGGAGUGGACCAGCAAAUGGAGUGAAACACAGAGUAUUCUGCAGGAGGAGACUGUGGCUCUGAGGAAGGAGGGGAGUCGAGUGGUUCUGGACUGCCAGUUACCUCAUCUGAUAGGAAUUGAUGACGACCUGCUCAGCACUGGAAUAAUCCUUUAUUAUCUUAAAGAGGGAAGAACCCUGAUUGGAAGUGAUGAAGCGUCAUGCAAUCAGGAUAUUGUGCUUCAUGGGCCUGGGGUCCUCGGCAAACACUGUGUGCUUGAGAACCGUGCUGGUACGGUGACUCUGAUCCCUCAGGGUGGUGCAGUGUGUUCAGUCAAUGGCUCUGUGGUAACUGAUCCCUGCCAGCUGACUCAGGGUGCCAUCACACAGCUAGGGACAGGAACCAUACUCCGGUUUAACCACCCAACUGAAGCUGCCCAGCUCAGAGACAAACGCCAGAGUGGGCUGCUGUCUGCCUUCAGCCUCUCCUUGACUGACAUGUCCAAAUCUACUGAGAAUCUGUCCAAGGCACUGCUGCAGAAUUCAGGGAGGGUGGAAAAGAAGCUCAACCAGCAGGAGGUGGAAUGGCAGCAGGUCCAAGGAAGCCUGAACAGACGCAACCAGCACAUCAAAAGACUUUCAAAGGAAAACAGUGGGACUCCUCAUCAACCGGGAGGAGACGAGAAGACAACGGGGGCAGAGAUGGAAGAGACUAGCAAUGGACAGAUGGAUGUGUUGGCUGCAGAGUCCAAAGUGCCCAGCAGCUGUGUCUCUACUAGCUGUCUCUGUACCUCUACGACAAUAAAGGAGCUCCUGACUGCAGCCAUACCUGGAAAAUAUCCUGUCCCUCACACAAGUUUUGAGUUGGAUGGAGACACACUGCAGGGUGGAGUAAGCACCAGGGAUGGCCAGGAGCAGGAGAGGGACUUGUGUCAUAAAUCAGGGCCAGGGCUCAUGUCUAAGUCGCCGUGGAGGAAAGCUCAGAGUGGGGCUAGAGUUGCAAGUUAUAAGGGAGAGGAGGUUUGGUCAGGGGAUGCCAGCCUCCAGCAGACAAGUGUCCUGGGCCCGGGUGAUGGAUGUGGCACGAAGCCAGAGGGGAAUGCUAACGAGAUCCAAGGUGUCGUGGCUGACUGCUACAAGGGGAGACCUGGCUCUGGUGGGAGCUCAUUAGGCGGCAUGUCCCACCUGCAGAGAAACGGAGGAGCUAGCUCCACGUCUGUCCUCCCACUGAGCAGCACUCAUUCUAAGCUCAACAACAAGUCUCUCAGCAGUCAUGCAGCACGCUGUCCACCUGAGGAAACUACCUUCCAGGGCCAGUGCAGCUGUGGAGAGAUGGAUGAAUCUGGAGGUUUGGAGGAGAUCCCGGGAGUGUGCAUGACAGAGACUGCAGCAAGAACAGUGCAACGCACAGGGCUGGGCUCUUUGGUCAGCAGAGUUUCUUGGAUUGUCCAGGAUGCACGACGUCUUCUUUGGAGCUCUCCCACAAUAUUGCAGCAAGUUAGGAAAGAGGGACUGCAGCCUGUUGGGGCCCGCUGGUCCAGUCAUGUUGUCUCUCUGGUCAGGGAAAAUAAUUUUUUGUCUGUAGUAAAGGACAGCCAGGUCUUCUCCAUUGUUAAAGGGAGCUUUGUCUUCUCUCUGUUAAAGGAUAGUCACAUUUUUUCAAUGGUGAAAGAACUACCUCUCAUACAGCACAUCCAAAUGGAGAUAACUCAAAACCUUCAGCCUGAGGAGGCAGCUCAGAUGAUUCAUGGCUGCAUUAAUCCAGACACAACCCAAGUCCCAGUCCAGACACAAACACAAACCUUUAGCAAUACAGAAGAAUUACCAGAUGACAUGCUGCAAAUCCCAGAGGAUAUCGAGAUAAAGUGCAUUGGGGAUCAGCAGUUAGCACAAAAGCAAGACAGGGCUUGUAUUCAUGUAAAACAUGGCAACAAACAGACUACAGAGCAACACAUCAGUGAGCCAGAUGUUACAUAUACACUUGAAGACAAAGAUCAGGGAUUGGAGAACUCGAGGAGUGUGCAGAACAAAAUGGAUGUUCAAGUUUUUAGUCAAACAUUGAUAGAAUUUCCUGAUUCCCUUUUGAACCUGCAAACUCUGCCACUGCUAGACCUGAUGGACACUUUGCAGUCUGUCAUCUCCACCUUAGUGCUCACCUCCCAGAAAAUGGUUGCUCUCUAUUGGCUGAAUGUUGCCAAACGCAGCCAACCUGAGCACCAUCCUGCUCUCCUGAUCCUGAUGGAGAAUGGUCUCUACACCCUGACUGUUGAGUCUGGGCUUCUGGUGGUUUUCCAUCACCUCCCUUUGUUGCAGCUGAAGGAGGUGCAGAUAAAUUUAGGAGGCCACAGUUUGCGUUUUAUGGGUACUACAGAGGAAAGCAUUCUGGGUGUCUAUACCUACAGCCAGGAACUAACCAAAGAGCUGUGCUGGGCCAUACUUGGUAUUAUGUGCCCCGGAGACAACAGGGUCACUGAACACCCUCUGCUCCAUGGAGACUUGAUGAAGAUGUCUUUAGAGUGGCAAACCUACAUACCUGACCUCCUGCUGGAUGCUGGUUUAAGGGUUUGCUGCCAGUUUCAGAAGAGUCUUGCUGAUCUUGUUUACCUUCUUCAUUGUAACAUGGAUCAAGAAAUAGUCACUCUAGGAGAGUUGCAGCUACUACUCUACACAAGUGUAGGGGUGUGUGUCAGCUCCAGUACCCGCUCUGAGGCACCGGCUCAGCUUUUACUUACUGAAACCCACCUUGGUCUUGUCCAGGAAGAUGCUGUCUUUCACCCGGCUCCACGCUCAGUCACCAUAGAACCUCGCCGCCCCCAAUUCCAUGACUUAACUCUUCGUCAGCGCUCAGAUGUGCGCUGUUUGCUGGUGCAUGAUGAAGACAAGCACGGAGCUGUCAGGCUGGAUGUAAUCCUAGCAAAUGUGAGGGGCAGGGGUCACCCUGAAAGCGUGACUAAGGGAGCUACCCCGCCUGCACAUGCUUCAAAUUCGUCUCCCCAUGCAGAAGUGUGGAAAUUAACUUUCAGUUGCUCCUCUGAGGCCGCCUGCCUGAUUAAUCACUUCAAAUGUCUGAUCAAGGACUGAACAGUCAGUAAUGAACAGCGCAGCUUAAACUCUCAUUCACAGGGAGCAAUGGGAGAUGCAAGUGCAUCCCAACUAGACAGUGCAAAGGGCCACUUUAUUGUUAGGUGACAGUGAAAACUGUGUCCUAUUUUGGAGUUUUUCUUGGAGUUUGUCAUUUUAAUAUUACAUGGCUUUAGCACUUGAGGGUUUUAUAUUUCAAACACACUGUUAUCGUUCUUUAACCACUACCUUCGAAUUAUUGUUUUUGCCAAAGAUGUCAGUUUAAUGUUAGAUGUUUUAAAUAUUAAGGGACUGACGGUUCAUUGAGAAUUAAAAACAUGUUUAUCGGUUUCAUUUGUUUCAUGAGCAAUGUAAUAUUUUAAUGGGUUUUAGAUUACCAAUCUGACCAAAUGAUCUCACUGUCAUGCUACUUAAAUUGUGUAUAUAUGUAUGUCAAGUUGUUUCAAUUUCAAACGUUUUAUGUAAAAACAGAGCUAUUAAAAUGUGUGAAUAUGUUUGUAAAAAAUAAAAGGAAGCUAAAUCCA